Messenger RNA from Podarcis lilfordi (Lilford's wall lizard), 8472 nucleotides. The record is from the annotation of a GenBank genome assembly. Lineage: Eukaryota; Metazoa; Chordata; Lepidosauria; Squamata; Lacertidae.
AUGAGGUUUGUUCUAGCUACCAUAAUAAUAGCCCUUUCCUAGACAAUAUUAUUUCGCCAUUAAAACCACCCAGGAUCCUGAUUUUGUUUCCAUUCCCCACAGCUGGCUGCUUAGCCCCAGCGUUGCUCCCAAGGUGGCCAGGUAAGCAGCCAUUAUGAAAGGCAAUGGGACAGAACACAUUAGAAGGGUCUCAACUGUGUUUUCUUUUAAAUGUCCUGUUUUUAGGGUGCAGUCUUACCACUGAUAAUACACUGCUAAAUCCACUAGUGUCAGUGGGACUCCCAAGUGACUAGGACCAGUGCUUUUUUUCUGGGGGUAUGCAGGGGUACGCAGACCCCUAAACAUUUUGUGAAUGUCCAUUUUCUGUAUUUAUUUUUCCCAAUUUGAACAAUAAAAUGGUGAUUUUCUUGAGUCAAAAUGAGAGUACCCCUGAACUUUUUUUUUUAGAAAAAAAGCACAGACUAGGACUGUAAGUGUGUUUAUAAGACAGCCUUUCAUAAUAUAAUAGUUUAAAUCACAUGCUUAUGUAUAGAAUAAGUUUCUGAAACAAAAUAUCGUGUGUGUGUGUGUGUGUGCAGCAAUCAGCUUAAGCUGGGAAAAUAUUUGGACCCUGAGUCCUUAAUGGUUAGAGCUCUUUUCCAAAAACUGGAAUUAGGAGCUGGUAAAUACUGAAUUGAAGACUCCUCCUCCCAACACAGCAGUGAGGGGAACUACCAUGAGCAAAGCAAAAUUUUGUUAGUCUCUUGCUGCAGUUUUGGGAUCUAGUUGUGCAACCAGUUCUGUGACUCAGGCAUGGCCAAACUUGGCCCUCCAGAUGUUUUGGGACUACAAUUCCCAUCAUCCCUGACCACUGGUCCUGUUAGCUAGGGAGGAUGGGAGUUGUAGUCCCAAAACAUCUGGACGGCUAAGUUUGGCCAUGCCUGGUUUAGAUCCAUAGUUUGAAUCCUUUAGCAGCAUCUUAUGCAUAUAGUGGGUUUUCAUGUAUGAAUAGAGCUAUAUUAUUGUGCACAGACAAUGGGUUGUAUUUUCAGUCUCUGGAGAAAGGUGGAAUGAUAGAAUUGUAGAGUUGGAAGGGACCCUGACGAUCAUCUAGUCCAACCCCCUGCAUUGCAGGAAUUUGCAGGAUCAAACCUGCAACCUUGGCGUUACCAGCACCAUGUUCUAACCAACUAAGCUAUCCAGUAAGAUACACGAAGGGAAACAAUCUCUUCCCUCUUAAACUCAGAUUCAGUUUUCUUCUUUUUUUGGACCAAAAGAAGAAAGAAAGAGCUGAACAACGUAACACUGUUGUCAACAACGCUUACCCCCCAGCUGUCCAAGGCUGCCUUUACAUCUUUUUAGUUACCUAUAAUAAAAAAAUCUGAUAAUACACAAAUGGGGGGAGGGAACCGUUUAGGAAAUGAUCCAGCCAAUUUUGAGUCCUGCCAAUUUUGAGUCCCACUGAUUUGACUAGGAGAGUUAAACUUGUCUCCUUGAAAUGAAUGGGAUUUGGGAAGCAAUCCAAGCCCAAGGGCAGUUGGGACAAGCAAAGUUUGGACUAGGCAGUGUCUCUGGCUGAACCAGGGCCUGCCCAAGACAUUUUGGUUGCCCAAGAUUUACCACUAAAUGGUGCAUCCUCCCCACCAGGGAAGAAGGGCCGAGGGAUGAUCUGCAACAGGAACAAGGGGGGAGGAAUAAUGAUCUAUAUCAGGAUCUGCUGCCCCGUGGAGCCUGCUGCCUGAGGUUGUUGCUGCAUCUUACCUCAUUGGUGGCCCAGCCUGGCCAGGGCUACGCUGGAUGAAGUCCUUCAUUCCACCUGAGCUGGAGAUACCUUGGGGUAAGUUCUCCAUCCUGGCUUAGUUGGGGCUCACUUGGCUGAGCCAAAGGCAGGGUAAAUCUUGAAAAGGAGACGUUAUUGGCCAGUGCCCUGGGUGUUGUGGCGACAGAGCAGGGAGAAACCUAACCCUGUUCCAAACUCUUCAGCUUGGCCUGGUGCAACCCAGUGAAUUUACACUGGCAAAAAGGGUGGUGUAAAGGCUUGUUUUCUCCUGGGUUUGAGCCAGCUCAACUGGCAGCAUACCACUCCUGAAUGGAGUUUGGAGGGUAAGUUACACCAGCAUAAUUUACUCCAUAGUUUGGAUUGCUUUGUUAAAUGUGUUUAAAAAGGUAAAGGGACCUCUGACCAUUAAAUCCAGUCGUGGCCGACUCUGGAGUUGUGGCACUCAUCUUGCUUUAUUGGCCGAGGGAGCCAGCGUACAGCUUCCGAGUCAUGUGGCCAGCAUGACUAAGCUGCUUCUGGCGAACCAGAGCAGCGUACGGAAAUGCCAUUUACCUUCCCGCCGGAGUGGUACCUAUUUAUCUACUUGCACUUUGAUGUGCUUUUGAGCAGGAGCAGGGACCGAGCAACGGGAGCUCACCCCGUUGUGGGGAUUCGAACCGCUGACCUUCUGAUCGGCAAGUCCUUGGUUCUGUGGUUUAACCCACCCGCUUUGGCCAAAUUAUGUGCUUGGUUUUUAAAGCAUAAUUGGAAGCUUCUGUUUCCCCCAUCAUGACCCGUUUAAUAAUAAUAAUAAUAAUAAUAAUAAUAAUAAUUUAUUUAUACCCCGCCCAUCUAGCUGGGUUUCCCCAGCCACUCUGGGGACUGACUGCCUCUUUUUAUUAAAAUAUUAGUUCUUAGCCCUAGUUCAGAGAUCUUAAUUAAUAUUAGUUAAUAUUAGUACUUAACCUCAUAAACAAAAUGGAUACUAUUCUUACAGAAGCACCAAAAAUGAAUGAGAGAUGAAUACAGAAUAUAUAUAUAUAUAUAUAUAUAUAUAUAUAUAUAUAUAUAUAUGGCAGAUCACAGCUAAUAAAUCCAUCCUGAAUGCAAAUGCAUUAAUCGGAAUAUGUGAAGCAAAAUAAUAAAAUGCCAAGGCAUAGCUCCUUUAUCAUAUGAGGUUUUAACAACCAUUGUGAUUUCCUUGAUUCAGCAAGAAGAUUAUUUAAAUGUGUGGGAAAAUGCAUAUUCCCUAAGAAUAUGAAAAAGGGGCUUACUUUCCCCUGGAAGUACAAUAAGGUGUAUUGAGUAAAUAAUUGUAUUUAAUCUUUGUUUUCAGUCGUUUUCCUCUGUAAAGGUUAUGAAAGGCUGCAUUCAUGAUAAUUCAGAUGAUGCCUGUGGAUUUAUACCCAACCGUGCAUACUUAAUAUCAGUAAACAUACUAAUUGGUCACUGCAUGAAAAUAUGAGCAAUUAGACACCUUUUACAUUUGUGAUGCUUUGAGUAAUAUAAAAUGACCAGAUGAUCUGUUCUCUCCUGAUGUUAUUAGAUAAAGUUAGACUUUUUAUCACCGUUGUAGCAGUUUAAAAAUGCACAAGACAAGAAAGACAUUGACUGGAACUAAUGCACUUUGGUCUGACAAAAUAACUAGCCUUUUUAGUUCCAAUUAGCCCUCAGUUAUCACGUACUAGCAACGAUAUCAAAAAUUCAGCACUACUGGAUUGUCUUUAUAGCUGUCUAAUUCACUCAGUCUUCAUUUUUUUGCUAUUUAAAAAGUUUCAGGCAUUACAGAGUUAACUAUUCUCUUGAAAUUACUCCUCUUUAAGAAGAAAAAUCAUAUUACUUUCUUAAUCUUUCUAAUUCUUCUCUCCUAAGAUCAUCUUGGAUUUGUUCCUUUAACACCGACUCUUAGUGCAGUCCUGAUUUUCUGUAUUAAUGAAUUGAGAAGAUGACAUCAGGCUCUUAGGUAAGUGCUGUAAGCUCAGUCCUAUGAAUUUGCAGUAAGGUACCAAGCAUAAAGAAGAAAUUAUUCUUUGUCCAUUUGCACAUCAAUGUUUCUUUGAAAGGUAAUUAGCUUGAUAUUAUGUAGGUAGCGCACAAAAGAUCUUGUAGUAGUUUGUGAUCUGUCUUUUGAUCAUCACAAGAAAAAUUUCUGCUGGGAAAUGAAAGGCAGACAUAAUUCACUAAAAUUACACUGGAUCCUCUCUAAUCAAUACAGAUAAAUCAAGUGUUUGUUGUGAAAUCGAUCCUCUCUUUUAUUGAAAUACAUUGUCUUGAUUGUUUUAGGGAUAAUUAUUUCACGGGAAAUUUUUAUGAUGAUUAGGUGUUGCAAGAACAGUAAACUUCCUUGACACAGGGCCAUCAAAUGUCUGUGGUUAAAAGUGCAUUUGUAUCUUCUAGCUUGAAGCAUUAAGAGAUAUCAAUACGGAUUUAUAUGAUUUCAAGGAAUGUAAUAGGGUGAAGCCUCUUUCUUUCUUUCUUUCUUUCUUUCUUUCUUUCUUUCUAAAUGAACUGUCUCCAUGUUUGUUUUGCUUUUAUAAAAUUGUUAGCUCUUGCCAACAUAAAUAUUCAGUGAUACAGAGUUUCCCUUUUCUGCUUUUAUCACUUAGUUUGAUUCCUUGACAUAUACCAUGUUGAAAAAGUCCAGAUAAAGUUUUAUGCUUUAAAAAAAAAAGUGUUUAGGCUAGUCUUGGAUUUCUGAAACUGGAUAACUGAACAUUUUCUACACAUAGAAUAAUGCAAGUGUAAAAAAGAAAGAUUUAUGCCAAACGUCAAAAUCGUACCUCUUCACUAUCCAUUAGUAAUUUGAGAUUUGUAUAUCUGUGUAUGAUUUGAACCAAUCACCCAUUAGAAAUUAGUUGGGCGAAAAACAUGUUCAGAGAAAGAGGGAGGGGGGAAGGAAGGAGAACAGAGCAAAAUUAGAUUUUGAAAAAACUGAGCAGAAGUAAAGGAUUCUGGAGUGGAUUUUCUAUCAGGAAUAAACCGAGAAAUGAGCCAUAUUUCUUUUAUUAAUGCAUGGCAUGUAGGAAACAAAUUGUGCAUGUUAGAUAAAAAUAUCUUUUUCCACUUCAUAAUAUUUUCUGUCAGCCAAACUUUUCAUUAAUGCACAUUAGGCAAUUGAUGUAAUUUAAUGAGCAUUCUGACUAGAGCACCUUUUAAUACAGAUUCUCAAAUUGGAAACUGUUCUCUAUUUCUGUUCAAAACGCUAUAUGAGAUAAUAACAAUGUGUUUGUUUUUAAAUGACCAGUAAUGCCUGGUGUCUAAUGCAAAGCAUUCCUUUAAUUGGACAGCAAUUUCACUGGUGUGAGCUUUUAAAUGACUUGGAUAUUAUUUCUUAACACCUUUGCAAAAGCAACAAGGAAAUAAAGUUUGGUUUGCAUUUACAAGCCGGAGUCAUAUCUUGUAAUGGCUUAUUAGUUGACUGUCUCCUAAAAGUGAAAAUCUAUACUAAAUGAUCAUUUGAAUAACAUGAUGCCCUUUGCAUUAGCGCUCCUUUAAAUUUUCACUGUGAAAAUUCUCCGUUAUUAAGAAAGUUAAUUUGAUGAACUGAAGGAAGGGUCAGAGAAACCGCCACUGAGCAGUCUCUUUUCCAGCACAUUGUGACAUAGCUGCGGUGUGCUAACAUUACUACAGGUGUCCCUUUCAACUAUAGAAAUAACGUUUCAACAGACGUUAACCUAUAAUGUUGCCACUGGAGAAAAAUUAUAUCAAAAAUAUAUAUGUCAUACUGGUGUUGAUCACAGUAGAUAAAACACGCAAACUGAGUAAAUGAAUACAGUAAUUUACUUCGAAUAAAUCAGCCAUGAAGGGGAGGGGGAUCUUUGUACUAAUAAGAUUUAUUUUACAGUUACAUUAAUCUUGCAGGCUGUCUGUGUCACUCUUUUUAGAUAGAAAUUUCUGAAACAUGCUUUCCAUGUUUGAUGUACUUCGUUUAAACUAGUACUAGGUAGAGCUACGUUGUAAAUGCUCCCUUAAUUGCCAUGACAUGGAUAGCUAGGAAAUUAAAAUAUAUAUACAUCGUUUGACUUGGGAAUUAAAUAUCUGUCAGAGGCUAAAUGACAUAUUUGUUGUAUAGCUGUGUCCUUAUGGGGUGGGGGGUGGGGUGGGGAAGCAAACCUCUGUUUAAUAAGCGCAUGAACCACAUUGUAUUCAUCAAUAUAUUUUAAAGUCUAUAUAGCAGUGUUAAAAAGUCCCCUGUCCGCAGUGGGAUAUUAUGUAUAGAUAGGCAUGUGACUACAUGAAUACUCUUUUCUUAAAAAGUAGAGAGGACAGAGCAAUAUUUUGAGGUCAUAGGCCACAAAAUACCUUGCUGCAUAUUGACAUAUUGUUUCUGUGUCAAAACUUCAAGAUUUCAGAUGGCACCACAAUAUUAAAUCUGUCAAGCCUUGCCCCUAUUGACUUUGUGUUUGCCAAGGUAUAGGGGGAUUGUACAGUUGUCUGAAAACCUGCAGAAUACAGUCUUGUCUGAAGCCACUACAAUGUGAUGCAUCUGCACCUUUUAUAAUAAAACAAAUACGGUACAACAUGACAUUUCUAAAAUUCUUAACAAGCUGCGUUAAGGCAAGACAUGCUCCCUUUGUCUUCUUUAAAUAAAGACACGGAACAUAGUUUCAGCUAGGAAACUUUUCCAAAGUCUUUAUACCAGGCACUGCCUUCCAAGUUUUUGAAAUUUUCCUAGUUUCCAGGACGUACUUUUGUCAAGCAAAGUGAACGUUUGUUAAGUUCUCCCUUACAAAUAAAACACUCAUAUCCCAAGCAACUAGCUUCAAUUUUUAAUCUAUUGAUCCUUUUGAGUGCCAAAGAAGAUGACUGACAGUGAGCAACAUUUACCUGACACCCCUGAACGUUUCACAGAGACAAGUUGAUAUGAGUUUGUAUAAAUACUAAUAUUAAGCAGAAUUAGCUUUGGAAAAAAUAAAGAAACUGUACUGAGGUGAAAAUUGUCACUGUCAGGAGAAAUGAAGUUAUAUCAGAGAACAAGUGACAUACAAUUUUCUCUAGAGUGUUUUUAAUAAAAAUAGCUUUUCUUUGAAUAUUUUGAAGUCAAACAUGAGAGGCAAUCUGUGCGUUUGUCAGAGUUUGAGAGUGUGAAAAAUUGCUGCCUUAAAUCAUUUAAGCUGAAAAGCAACUUCUUCCUGCUGAGAUAAUUUCACAUUGACUUACCGUGCAAGCCCUUCAGGCAUUCCCAGCUCAGAGCAGAAGUUUUCAAGGUAAAAACAUAUAGAGAGAACAUGGGAGAAGCUGGGACAAGGAUCAGCAACAACUCCAGGCGUUCAGGCAGAUCUGACUUUGAUUAAUUAGAGAGCUACUUUUUCAUUUCCACAUGUACUGCCUGAUGGAAAGGUAGAGUGGACCAGGAUACACAAACUUUGAGUUGACUCUGUUACAGACAGCAGGUUUUGACAUUCGCUACAGAGCUCGCAGGAUGUCUGCUUAGAAAGACUAAAUCGCAAGAACACACUUUUAAUUUUUCCUAUCGCAGAGGAAUUGUCUGCUGCUGAAAAAGCAGACUUUAUUCUCGUCUCUGUAAAUUAACUCGGCCGCGUAAGAUGUGUGAAUGUGAAACAAUUUAUAAUUCCCACUAAAGGUUUACCUACGUCACUCUUUUUACCUGUCGUACAAGUUUGGACUUGAUUGGUCUCAUUCAGCUCCCUAUCAAAGAAGCUGCUUAAUUAAAACACCUUUUUAAAGUACAAAUUAAUGGUUGUUAUGAUUUCUACUGUAUUUUGUGCUUUCUGGAUAAUUUACAAUGCAGUGUUAAAUGUAUGCACUUAAGAAGCAGUCCUGAUUGAUUGUAAUGCAAUGUACUUCCAAGUACAGAAAACAGAGUUUAGGAUUCAAGGUUCAGAAUGCUCUGGUUAAGAAAAGAAUUCAUUUUCUUGAUAAAUAUUUUUUUGGUGAGGGGGCGGGAAUGUCUAAUAAUAAUAAUAGUAAUAAUAAUAAUAAUUUUAUUAUUUAUACCCCACCCGUCUGGCUGGAUUUACCCAGCUACUCUGGGAGGCUCCCAACAGAGGACUAAAAACAGAUGAUGAAGUAUAACAAUCUCACUUAAAUGGUUGAGACAUUAUAUAAAUGGGUUUUUGAAAGGGCACUAAAAAUUGGCUACAGCUUUGACAUUAGUUAAAUAAUACUUGGCUUUCCUAGAGACAUAGACACAACAAAACCCUGAGUCAAUGAGCACAAUAAUUUCCACUAAAUAACAUUUUUUAAAAGUUCUGUUUUACACUGAGACUGAAUUCUGCAAAGUGCUGUUUAUCAUUGCAGAAUGUUGAACUCAAUCAGCUUUUACCGAAGUCAAUCUUGCUCACUCGCUCCUGAGGAACUACAUGCUGCAAUUUGACCUGACCCAAAGAUUGAUAAACUAAUUUGGAAUUAGGUACUUGGAAAUCUUUGAUGAGACAAUUAAAUAACAUUUUUCUUUUAUAGCAGUUUAUAAUAAUACUUCACUUUUAUCGUUCUGUAAUCUGUGACUGCAUGUCUGUAAUCCAAAAAUCACCCUUACGUGCAUGUAUUUGACACUGAACCUCAACCAAUUUAACAAGAUGGCUUUUUUUCUUUUUUUAAAAAAACAUAAUCAAGGUCUUUGGAAAGAGGAUUUUGAAGUCCUGGGAACACGUGGAUCUCUCCACCAUGGUUCAGCUGUGAUGGGAAGGUGGUGUUGGAAAUCUGAAGUGUGCAACAAGGUCAUAAUUACGUUUGGGGUACGUGCAAACUUUUCUUUGGGAGAAAAACCCUGA